AGUGCAACAGUUUCAAUCUGAACAGCGUGGCGAGCAGGUCGUUUUCCGAGAGACAACACUUGUAGCAUAGAUAUACGAGAGAUUUUGUCUUGUUUUCAAAGAUCAUAAAAUCUAAACAAAAAGAAAAAGCUAGAGAAAAGGAAAAAGAAGCCAAAACUGCGGCAAGUCAACUUAAACAAAAUAUAAAAUAUAAAUCGCAAACAAAACGGAAUAUGAAAAUUAAACAAACUGUGUUAAAAGUACUUAAAUAAACAGUUAAACCGGGUACUUACAAACAACUAAUUACCAGCAAACAAAUUUACAAACAUUUUAUUGUAUAUUUAACAACAACAGAGCAAAUAAAAAACGAAAGGAAAAGAGAAAAUAAAAACAAAUCAACGCCAUGAAGAAGCUGUCACUAAAUAUGUGUUCCCGCAACAUAAAGAUCUCGGUGGUGCUGUUUCUUGUUUUGAUACCCAUACUCACAGCGUUGCCACAUAAUCACAAUUUGUCGAAGCGCAGCAAUUUCUUCGACCUGGAAUGCAAGGGCAUCUUCAACAAGACCAUGUUCUUUCGCCUGGAUCGCAUAUGUGAGGAUUGUUAUCAACUUUUCCGUGAGACGAGUAUACAUCGACUAUGCAAGAAAGACUGCUUUGAUUCGAAAUGGUUUGGCGAAUGCGUGAAAGUCCUUCUAACACCCACAGAAGAGAUUACAAAUUUACAACAUUUUAUAAAAGUAGUUAAUGGUUCGCCCAUAUCAUUCAACAUGGCGCCUGGUCCAGCUACAUAACUCCUCUAAGUGGUUGGCUUUUGAACCACCACCACCACCAACAACUACAACAACAAUACCAACACCACCAACAGAAGCGAAAAUCACCACCAGCGAAACACUCUCACACACAAACACACAUACACACAUCCACCCAUUCGCAGUUAAGCGCUCGAACACACUCACACACUCUCGCAGAGUAAUGGAAGUUAGAAUCCAAAUGAUACCAGUUCGUAAUGGAACUGGAACUGGUAUUGGAACGAUCACAUCCGAAGUAACUCUGAAGCAGCAGCAGUAGCAGCAGAAGCAGCAUCAGCAGCAGCAACAACAAUAAAACUACAUACAACAAAACAGAACAACAAAUUAAAUAUUUAACGCCCAAAUUUAAUUCGUACUUAUUUAUUACUGUAUAUGCUUUACAGUGCUUUUUUUUUACUAUAUAUGUAUGUGUUUAAAAAAAAACGAAUAAUUUUAAUUAAUUUAUUGAAA
Drosophila mojavensis is the source of this 1237-nucleotide messenger RNA. It is a transcript of the gene ITP, whose product is annotated as ion transport peptide. Gene Ontology annotation, cellular component: extracellular region. The transcript has 4 exons. NCBI's taxonomy places the organism in Eukaryota, Metazoa, Arthropoda, Insecta, Diptera, Drosophilidae. Bases 383 to 769 code for a protein of 128 amino acids. Gene Ontology annotation, molecular function: neuropeptide hormone activity. The record is from RefSeq and is a predicted model, not a curated record. Gene Ontology annotation, biological process: circadian rhythm.